AGGGUGAAUCUGCAAAAAGGCCACCGAAUCCCACUCUUCCUCCUCGCCUCGCCUCGCCCGCUCGCCUCCUCGCGGAGGAAGAAGAAGAAGAAGAAGAAGAAGAAGAAAUUCCUCGAGAGGAAAUCGAUCCAUCGCGUUCGCGGCGGGAUCCGCAUCCUCGCCGCGCGCGGAUUCUCGGCGAGCUCAUCCUCCUCCUCCUGCGGCGGCGGCGGCGGCGGCUGCUGCUGAGGCUGCGGUUGGUGGGAUCUUGGUCGAGCACACCGGGGGGGAGAGGGAGAUGGCCAGCGGCGGCGGCGGCGGCGGCGGGAUGGAGGCGGUGGAGGUGAGGUUCCGGCUGGACGACGGCUCCGACAUCGGGCCAAGCAUGCACGACCAGGCCACCACCGUCACCGCGCUCAAGGAGUUCGUCCUCGCUCGGUGGCCGCAGGGUAAAGAAAUAGCUCCAAGAACAGUUAAUGAUGUGACUAUCAUCAAUGCUGGACAGGUACUAGAGAAUAACAGAACCCUUGCUGAGUCUCGAAACCUAGCAGCAGAAUCUCCAGAAGGUCCGAUCACAAUGCAUGUUGUUGUGCGCAGAAGUCGACCCGAGAGAAGGGUGAAGCAGCCGCCGAAAGCACGACCACCCGAGCGGAUCGGAUGUGGAUGCACAAUAUUGUGACGUCGAUGCCAGCUGCAAUGUGUACAUUGGUGCCCAAGUUCACAGCGAUUACAAGUUCAUUUUAACAAUCGUCGUCGAUUCAUGCACUUAUUCUUCGAAAUUUAGGGAGAAUUUGGUUAGCAGUUUUUAGCACUGGGCCAUGUCCGCUUUGUUAUGGUGAAGUUUUCCUGUGACUUUUGUGAGUGUUCAUAGGGGCCUCUCGGCCGUAAAACCUUUUGUGACGAGUACAAGUGUGCAGGAGGCAACGGAGACCUGGAUGCUUGCUGUGCCGCUGUGAUUUUAGACGUGAGUAGGAUAAGGGAAACGAGAUCUGCUGCUACUUUGCGUCUAUACAUAUGAUAUACUACUGGUAGUAAAUGUCGAGAUGCUAUUCUCUCGGUUGCUGCUACUUAUAUAUAGUUGUAUACCACAUGCAUAUCGCAUGUAAAUUCUGUAAAGUUACAUUGAUCUGGUUCAGAGGUGGAUGAAAACGUCCAAGGGUUUGGUUUGGCAGUU
Molecule: messenger RNA, 1153 nt
Organism: Oryza sativa Japonica Group (Japanese rice)
Lineage: Eukaryota; Viridiplantae; Streptophyta; Magnoliopsida; Poales; Poaceae
Source: RefSeq, a predicted model, not a curated record